Messenger RNA from Daucus carota subsp. sativus, 357 nucleotides. RefSeq lists its product as uncharacterized. Lineage: Eukaryota; Viridiplantae; Streptophyta; Magnoliopsida; Apiales; Apiaceae. The transcript has a single exon. Bases 1 to 357 code for a protein of 118 amino acids. The record is from RefSeq and is a predicted model, not a curated record.
AUGGCUAGACAAGUUUCCAUGGUGCAACGGCUAAGAAGCAAAAUAUCUGGAGCAAAUGUGUCGAUGAAGUUGUUUCUUUCACGAAAAUGGCGUCGCUGGAGUGCCUGCUAUGGUUACCAUAAACAUGAUCCUGUUAUACAGCUCUACCAACAAGGGGCUGGGGAUCAUGGUUUUCAGUUUGGAAACUGUGAUGAAAGCACUAAUAGUGGUGAAGUUUCUGUCUGGAAGAAGAAUAUAGUCAUGGGUGGCAAGUGUCAGCUCCCGGAUUUCUCAGGUGUCAUAAUUUAUGAUUCCACAGGGAAUGUUGUUACACCUCCUAAACCUUCAGCUGCACCUCUUGCUCUUACUUGGAAAUGA